Messenger RNA from Dioscorea cayenensis subsp. rotundata (Guinea yam), 3381 nucleotides. RefSeq lists its product as uncharacterized. The coding region runs from base 864 to 2978 and encodes 704 amino acids. The transcript has 5 exons. Lineage: Eukaryota; Viridiplantae; Streptophyta; Magnoliopsida; Dioscoreales; Dioscoreaceae. The record is from RefSeq and is a predicted model, not a curated record.
UUUUCAAGAAUUCAACAGCGCCGAGAAAAAAAACCCUCCUCGUUGUUGCGCCGCGCCUCCUCCGACUUGGCCGUUUCCUUCUCUCCAAGAAAAACAAGAAGAGAAGAAGAAGAGGAAGAAGAGAAGAAGAAGAAGAAGAAGGAGUUCAAUUCCCAAUUUCUCACAAACAUCAUCAAUUGAGAACCCUAAAAACGAAGCCAUAACCGCAAACAACCCACUCUCUAUUCUGUUUUUUUCUCUUUUUUUCUCUCUCUAUAUUUUGAUACUUUGUUGUUAUUAUCGUUAUCAUCUUUGGGUCUUUUGGGUCUCGCUUUCAAGGAGGAAAACGUGGAAAACUCCUCCCAAAUCCUCGUCUAGGGUUUGCAAUCCCUCAUACUUUGAGGAAUGGGUUCUUGGUCGCGGCUUUGAGUUUGGUUAGGUUAUGGUUGGAAUCCCUAAUUUCUUUUGGAUAUUUGUUUUUUUGGGGGAUUUUGUUGGUGUGGUUACGGAUCGAUUGAUGGUUAGGGUUCUUGGAUGGAUUGAUGGUUAGGGUUCUUGGAUGAUGGGUGGGGAAUUGAAGCGCUAGGGUUAGGUUUUGCUUGUUUUUUGCUGUUGGAUUUGUGUUGGUGUUUUGGUCUGGUGGAUUUUGGGGAGAUUGACCGGUGGCAUUUUCAAUCUUGAGUGGAAUCGGUGGGAGGGGGCGUGGAUUCCGGCGGUUGCGCCGGAGGCUGAGAGCCGGGUGCGGGGUUUCUGGCUCCGGGGAACCCGAGGUUUGGGGGUUCUUGGUUUUCGUUGCUGAGGCGUUGUGGAGGAAGAGAUUGGGUUGGAGGACUCAGGCGUGGAGAGAGGGAUUUGGUAUAUGAGGAUAAUGGUCUGCGCCUGUGAUGGAGAAAGGCGCUGGCACGAUUGACGAGCCGAAGUUCAUCCCAGGGUGGUUGAAACCAGGCAACGGUGCUCCGGCCGGCGGCGCCGGUUCCAACCAUCAUAUUGCCACGUCCUCUCUUCAUUUGGAUGAGCAUGGUGGUGGGAGGUCCUCAAGGAACAGGUUUUUGGCGGUGAGUGCUUGCGAUCAUGAUGCUCCCCGGACAUCAUCUAGGAGCUCAUCCUCCUUCAGACGUAGCACAAGCAGCAAUGGUUCUAGUUCUACGAAUCAUGAUAGGGAUAAUAUUUCACAGAUGUAUAGUAGUUUUAGUAGGAACCCUCGUGACAGGGACCGGGACAAGGUUCCUGAUCGGCGAGACAGAGACCGUGAAAGGCUUUUUCAGUUAGAUAGUUUUGAUUCUGGUAGGAAUGGGAAGGAUGCACUUAGGAGGUCACAGUCCAUGGUGACAGGGAAACGGGGUGAGUCAUGGCCAAGAAGGCCAGGUAAUGAUUUGGUGAAUGGAGUUAUUUCUGGGGGUAGUGGGAUUGGUACCAUAAGCAAGGCCUCUUUUGAACAAGACUUUCCAACUCUUGGGGCUGAAGAAAGGCAAGGGCCUCCUGAGAUAGGUAGAGUAGCUUCUCCUGGUCUUAGCAGUGCUAUUCAGAGCUUACCUUUCAGUGCUCCAACAACAAUUCGAGGUGAUGGUUGGACCUCAGUCUUGGCAGAAGUACCUGUUGUGGUUGGAGGUAAUGGACCAUCAAUCCAAUCUUCUCAACAAACUGCAACAGUGGCACCAGCAUCUACAAGUCUGAGCACUACAACAGGCCUGAACAUGGCUGAGACGUUGGCCCAGACCCCAUCACGUGUUCGUUCUGAUCCACAGUCAUCUGUAGAUACCCAAAAGAUUGAUGAAUUGACUCGUAGGCAGUGUUUCAAGCUUAUACCUGUGACACCAGCAAUGUCUAAAAGCUCGGUUCUCAAUUCUUCUGAUAAAUCAAAAGUUAAAGGAGCAAGAGGAGUUGAUCUUGUUGCCCCCUCCAAAGCCACGCCACAGGCACCUUAUCAACUUUCUAAUCAUAUGCUCCGUGUACCUUCUAGAUUGGAUAUUCCAAAGGCAUCUCAGGCUGGGAAUUUUCAGGUUCUUAAUCGUGAGAGAAAUGGCAGUGCUUCUGCUGGCAAAGAUGGCUCAAAUUCUGUGAGUGUCAGUCGUGUGGUUAACCCACAUAUUGUUGUUGCAUCGACUGCCGCACCUCCCCUGAAGAACUCUACUGAUCCCAAGGGGCGUGUGCUGUCCCCUGUUCACAAUUCCUUUGGUGAGAAAAGACCCACUUUGCAAACUCAGAAUCGGAAUGAUUUCUUCAAUUCUAUCCGAAAGAAAACAUCCAUGGCUGCUCCCCAGCCAAUCUCAACUAGCUCUGAGAAGGCAAGCAAUCAGACCACUGAUGCCGUUUCUGUUACUGAGGAAAUGGCCAAUUCUCCAAAUUCUGGUUUAGAAUGUAUCAAGGAAAGUAAGAAUUGUUUGUCUGGAUGUUCUGGUCCCUGUGAAGAUGCUGAGAGUUCUAGUUUUGACAAUGGAGCCAGCACCGAGAGGUCAGAUGACCAGAUCAUUGGAAUUGUUUCUGUUGGUCAGGAGAUGACCUGUUCUCCAAGUUCUGCUGGUGCGGGAUGUGUGAAGGAGAAUGGCAACUGUGGGAGCGGAUGCUCUAGUGUCUGUGGAGAUGCCGAGAGUUCUAGUGCCGACAAUGGUGCCAACACUGAGAAACUUGGUGAUCAGAUGACUGAGUCCGUUUCUGUUGGUCAAGAAAUGGUCAGCUCUCUAACUUCUGGUUUAGGUUGUGUGAAGGAGAAUGGAAAUUGCGCUAUUGGAUGUUCCCGUGAUCUGUCUGAGAGCUGUACUUCUGACAAUGGAGAGGAUUCAUUCUCAGACCCUGUUGAUCCGGAAGAAAAAGCCUUCUUGGAAUCACUAGGAUGGAAUUCUGAAGAUGCAGCAGAUGAGUAUCUGACACCGCAAGAAAUUACUGAGUUUAUGGCAGAGCAUGGGACACAAAUUCGUCAAUCUGAAAGGUUGUCUCAACUUCGACAAAGAGUUGCUAAUGAUCUUGGAUUACACUCAUUCAACUCAGAAAAUGAAGUCUGAUUUUGCUGAAACAUCUGCCCUUUUGGCUUUGAUUCUCUAGUUUUUUGUGGCCAAAGGAUUUUUCCAUUGACAUGUGGAGGGUUUGAGAUGCGGAGACUGAGUGACAACAGAACGUCUGCAAUGUUAAAAAUGAGUUGAGGGAGUUGUUUUUUACCCCUCUUGCUUCCUAAAUAUAUGAAAAAACGAAAAAAAUAAGCUGUUCUUCGGUCCUCGGGUGCAUGUCGGAGUGAUGUCCUGCCAGACUUAGCUUUUUUUUUGUUCCCUUUUUUCCCUUUUUUAUAGAUUUUUUUUUUUCUUUUUGCUGGGAAGGUGGAUAGGGUGCCGUAUUCAGUUCCAAAGAAAUUUGCACAGUUGAAAAAUCCAGGUUUUCAUUUUGUUAAUAUCCUUCACUGUUUGUCUGUCC